Molecule: messenger RNA, 814 nt
Organism: Staurois parvus
Lineage: Eukaryota; Metazoa; Chordata; Amphibia; Anura; Ranidae
Source: the annotation of a GenBank genome assembly
UGAAAAACAUUUCCCACACAUAGGACAGGAAUACGGCUUCUUCGCUGUGUGGCAUCUCUGAUGUUUGUAAAGACCGGACUUGUCUGAAAAACAUUUCCCGCACUCAGGACAAGAAUAAGGCUUCUCACCUGUAUGAAAUCGCUGAUGUGCAUAAAGAUUGGACUUCUGUGAAAAACAUUUCCCGCACUCAGAACAGGAAUACGGCUUCUCCCCCGUGUGAGAUCUCUGAUGAAUGUAAAGAAUAGACUUCCUUGAAAAACAUUUCCCACACUCAGGACAUGAAAAUGGCUUCUCCCCAGUGUGAGAUCUCUGAUACUCCUGAUGUUUGUAAAGACUGAACAUCUCUGAAAAACAUUUCCCACACUCAGGACAGGAAUAUGUCUUCUCCUCCAUGUGAGAUCUCUGAUGCCUAUAAAGAUUGGACUUCAGUGAGAAACAUUUCCCGCACUCAGGACAGGAAUAUGGCUUCUCCCCAGUGUGAGAUCUCUGAUGUGCGUAAAGACUGGAUUUGUCUGAAAAACAUUUCCCACACUCAGGACAGGAAUAUGGCUUUUCCCCUGUGUGAGAUCUCUGAUGUGUGUAAAGAUUGGUCUUCUGUGAAAAACAUUUCCCGCACUCAGGACAGGAAUAUGGUUUCUCACCUGUGUGGAGCCUCUGAUGUAUCUGAAGAUUGGACUUUCGUGAAAAACAUUUCCCGCACUCAGAACAGGAAUAUGGCUUCUGUCCCGUGUGAGAUCUUUUAUGAACAUUAAAAUUGGAUUUAGAUUGGAAACCCUUCCCGCACUCAGUACAGGAGAAGCUCUUCCCUGUUGGA